AUGUCUGAAAUAAAUGAUUUUUUUGAAGCUAUUGAAGCUAUCGAAACCGUGGAAACACUUUUUCAAUCAAAUUUAUUAAGCCGACCACGUAUGUUUCGAGAAAGACCCGAUUUUUUCUCAAAAUACGACGAAAAAGAUUUUUUUACUAGAUAUCGGCUUUCAAAACAGAGUGUUUUAUUUGUAUUGGCAAAAAUUGAACAUCUGUUAGAGUAUCCAACUAACAGAAAUAAAUCCGUAUCACCAAUUUGCCAACUAUUGUGUGCAUUAAGAUUCUAUGCCACUGGGAACCAUUUAAUUGCAGUGGCAGACAUGGGUGGCAUAAGUGUUGCGACAUGUAGUAGGAUAGUGAAAAGAGUCUCUGAAGCCAUAGUUACAUUACGUCAUGAAUUUAUCAAGCUUCCUAAUACAAACGAAGAACAAGCCUAUGUGAAAGAAAAAUUUUAUAGGAUUGCUCGCUUUCCUAAUGUGAUAGGCUGUAUAGACUGUACACAUAUAAAGAUACAAUCACCAGGUGGAGAUGAUGCUGAGUUAUUUCGCAACCGGAAAUCAUACAUGUCAAUCAAUGUUCAAACUAUAAGUGACCCUGAUCUAUUGGUAACAGAUAUUGUAGCUCGUUGGCCAGGAUCAACGCAUGAUUCAACAAUUUAUCAGACUAGUAAUAUAUUCAGGAAAUUCGAAAGGGGUAUUUAUAGUGGGGCAUAUUUAUUAGGAGACAGUGGAUAUCCUCUGAAGAGCCACCUUCUUACCCCUUAUUUAAACCCAUCAACUCCAGCACAACAAAAAUACAAUGAAGCUCAAAUAAAAACUAGAAAUGUGGUAGAAAGACAGUAUGGAGUUCUAAAACGAAGAUUUCCAGUCUUAGCAGUUGGUAUACGACUAAAACUACCCACCGCCGUCAAUGUCAUCAUAGCAUGCUGUAUUUUGCACAAUAUAUGCAUCCUACGGAAAGAACAAGAACCUUUAAACGAUGGAUCUAUUCCUAACUUAGAAUCCCUCAUUGAAGCUGGAAGAAUUCCCCAUAUACCAGUGACAGUCAAUGACCCCAUAUAUGGGUUUCAAAGAAACCAAAUAACUAAUUACUUUGAAAAUAUAAGAUGCAUGGAGGCAGAAGAAAAACCACAGCACGUGCACAAGGAGUGCAGAAGCGUAGCAGAUCAACAGGCUCAAAUUCUCCAAUCACCAGGGUCGCUGCAGAAGGCCUGUAGAGACCUAGAUAGGCUGCUGCUACCUGGGGGGAUCUGGAGCGGUUGGAAUAGGAAGAUCAAAUAG
Messenger RNA from Ostrinia furnacalis (Asian corn borer), 1269 nucleotides. Its product is annotated as putative nuclease HARBI1. Bases 1 to 1269 code for a protein of 422 amino acids. The transcript is spliced from 5 exons. The record is from RefSeq and is a predicted model, not a curated record. Lineage: Eukaryota; Metazoa; Arthropoda; Insecta; Lepidoptera; Crambidae.